Molecule: messenger RNA, 894 nt
Organism: Microthlaspi erraticum
Lineage: Eukaryota; Viridiplantae; Streptophyta; Magnoliopsida; Brassicales; Brassicaceae
Source: the annotation of a GenBank genome assembly
AUGGAAUCGGAAUGUUUGGCGCCAGAAUGGGGAUCUCAACCUUGCGUCAUGGGAAUCGACGAAGCCGGGAGGGGUCCUGUUCUAGGACCAAUGGUAUAUGGAUGCUUGUACUGCCCCAUUUCCUAUCAGACUUCUCUGGCUUCCCUCCAUUUUGCAGAUUCAAAGACUCUAAAAGAAGAGAAGAGAGAAGAGUUAUAUGAAAGUUUGAAGCUUGACAAGUCAAUUGGAUGGGCUGUUGAUGUCAUUGGUCCCAGGGAACUCUCAGCUAAUAUGCUCGCAAAAAACAAGAUCAAUUUAAAUGAGAUUUCACACAACUCCGCAAUGGGGCUCAUCAAAAGAGUACUAGACAUGGGAGUUCUUCUUACAGAGGUGUAUCUAGAUACAGUGGGAGAUCCUGAGAAGUACAGAGUAAAACUGUGUGAGAGGUUUUCUUCGAUCAAGUUUGUCGUUUCGAAGAAAGCAGACAGUUUAUAUCCUGUUGUUAGUGGGGCAAGUAUUGUCGCUAAGGUGACAAGAGACAGAGCGUUGAGGGGAUGGUUGGUAGAGGAAACCGGAGAAAACAUAAACAGAAACUUUGGUUCUGGUUAUCCUGGAGAUCCAGAGACAAAGGCAUGGUUAGAGCAACACAAACAUUCUGUGUUUGGAUUUCCAUCGCUGGUCCGGUUUAGUUGGGGGACUUGCACUACACAUUUGAAGAGCGAGGUUGAAGUUGCUUGGGAAUCAGACGAAACUGAAGAGAAUGGUUUUGGAAAUAGUAGCAAGCGACAGGCGAAACUAAGCAGGUUUGGGUUCACAAACAAAAGCGAGAGUAGGAGCGAAGAGAUCGAAUCGAGUGGAAAAGGGCGAUGCAAAUUUCUCCAGGCUCGCAAGAUCCAACAAAUCACUCAGUUUUAG